Molecule: messenger RNA, 1734 nt
Organism: Vigna angularis (adzuki bean)
Lineage: Eukaryota; Viridiplantae; Streptophyta; Magnoliopsida; Fabales; Fabaceae
Exons: 5
Coding region: 227-1477 (416 amino acids)
Source: RefSeq, a predicted model, not a curated record
AAUGAAGGCAAGCCAGGAAUAGUGGAAAGCCAGGGAAUCCAAGUAGAAGAAGGGUUGAACCUUUUUCAUAAACAAGAGGGAAUAGAUUUUGUUCCUAACAACAACAUUGACAUUUAUUCAGAUUUCUCUUCUGGUGGAGGCAAUAACAGCAUAUCCUCAUAUCUGGAAUGCUUCCAAGAAGUUUAGUGAGCGCUUUCAAUCUUGGAGGUUGAAAAUUUUGGCAGAUAUGUUGUCAUUCCUUCAGAAGGAAAGUGGCGAUAGUAUUAUUCCUCAAAGAGAAAAAGAGUUCCAUAAACUAUGCGAAGAAGCUAUUGAAAUUGGAUUUGAGAGUUCAUGGGUAGAGCAAAUGCGUCAACGUAUUGUGGUGAGCGAUCCUAAGCUGGGAGAGGACAUUGCACGGAGACAAAUAGAUGAGAAUUCUAAGAGCAAUUUAAGUUUGUUACACAGGUGUAGUAGUGGGGACGUUGUUGAAGAAGGUGAUGGGCCUAAGAUUAGCUUGGAAGAAGGUUCUGACUUGGUUGAUAAAGAAGGUGAAAUAGGUGUUGUUUAUAAUGACGACAUUGUGGCUCCGAGACAUGAAGAACCAGAGCAGGAAUUUGUUGCAGAAGUUUUCACUUCAGAAAUACCAAGAAUAACAGCAUCAUUAACAAACUUGCAAACAAUUGAAAAGCCAACUCCAAGUCAUUUGUAUAUUCCAAUACGUGAAACACCCUCAAAUGUAUUGGUGGACACACAACAGACUAGUGAACCGUGUCUGAUGAAGCAGAAAAAACCAGUUGGUGAAAUUCCUAAGAGUGAAAUUAAGAGCAGCCAAAUUGAGGUACGCAUUGCUAAAGAAAGUGAAGGCCAUCCUAAAAUCAUUCAAGACUUUGGGGCCACUGAUAUCACGAGUUUAUUUGCACCAAUUGUUGUGGGGAAAGAGGGUGAAGAUAAGCUAGUUGGAAAGACCCUUGCUGAGUUAGAAAAGUAUCUGAAGAUGUCUCUGAAGGAUAUAGUUAGCUCUGAGACUAACAGCCUUCGUCUUUUGUCUGCUCUUAAUUUCCUGUCCAACCUUCCUUUCAAAGAUGUGAAAGUAUCAGAUGGACUCAAACAUAUUAUAGACACUAUGCACCGACACUUGCCAAGCAUUCUAUUCUCCUUUAAGCAAGGCUUUGCCACCACUGCCAAGUUGGCAGAACUUGAAGCUCGUGCGAAUGAGGUGACCAUUAAAAAGAAGUUCUAUGAUGAAGUUCAACGGAAGGAAGUAGUUUUGAAGCAACAAAUCAUUAGAUUGAAGGAAGAAAUAAGAGUUUGUGAGGUUGCCUUAUCAUCUCUGGAGGCGGAAAAAAACAAAUGCAUUGCGGAAACUGUAGAAUACAAAACGGAGCUUGAAAAUGCGAGGAAAGACGAAUCUCAAAUGUUGGAGGUGGCUCAUAAAUGGUCAGUUCUGUGUAGUGAAUAUGAGCUCAAUCGCAUGGCUGCUACAAAUCGCUCGUGAGGGUUUUCGUUGUUCAUUAUUAUUAAGGUUAAUGUCUUAUGUUUUUUCUAGUGGUUUAUGCUUCAAUAAGGUAGCUUGGUCCUAAAUUAACUUAAUGUGCACCCAACCCAUCAGCCAGUACCACUCAUCAUAUAGUUUCAGUUUACUUUCCAAAUUUCGAUUGUUCUAUUUUGUUGUAUGUUUGGUAUCUUAUUUGUGUGUAAGAGGUUGUUCUUUCUUUCUUCAAUGAAUGUCUUUUGUCUUCUCUGUAGGGACUA